Messenger RNA from Baudoinia panamericana UAMH 10762, 1484 nucleotides. RefSeq lists its product as uncharacterized. Gene Ontology annotation, cellular component: mitochondrion; cytosol. Gene Ontology annotation, biological process: glucose 6-phosphate metabolic process; glycolytic process; intracellular glucose homeostasis. The transcript has 3 exons. The coding region runs from base 186 to 1436 and encodes 416 amino acids. The record is from RefSeq and is a predicted model, not a curated record. Gene Ontology annotation, molecular function: fructokinase activity; D-glucose binding; mannokinase activity. NCBI's taxonomy places the organism in Eukaryota, Fungi, Ascomycota, Dothideomycetes, Mycosphaerellales, Teratosphaeriaceae.
CUUCGCGGACAACGAGCUUGAGCGCCUAGCGCGUACUGUGAUGCGUCCACUACCUCACCUUUCCUCGCUUAGGAUAUUUGGGUGAAUUGACGCUGGAGUCAGCACUGUUGACGUCACGCGUGUUCAAAACUCUACGUUAUGUCGGAGCAGACUGCUCCAUCUAGCCGUACACAGAUUGAAAGCCCAUGAACGUGACAUGGACGCUCGGCUUCCCAACCGGCAACGAGAAGGGCCAGUAUCUCACUAUGGAUCUCGGAGGCACAAAGCUACGGGUUUGUUGGAUCAAACUGAAUCAGCGCCAUGGUCAAACGGAGCUGGAUCAGGACGUCUAUCAAUUCCCAUCGGCAGUCAAGACCAGCGAUGCGGACACAUUAUGGAGCUUCAUUGCCGACUCGCUACAAGACUUUGUUGGGAAACGUUCGCUACAGGGAACUGCAGAGAACCCGCUACCACUUGGCUUCACCUUCUCUUAUCCGGCUUCGCAGGACUACAUCGACCAUGGUGUGCUUCAAACCUGGACUAAAGGCCUCGCGAUCAAAGGUGUCGAAGGUGAAGAUGCAGCCGGCCAGCUUCGGGAUGCGAUGGCUAAGCGGAAUCUUCCAAUCCGCUUAGUGGCCCUCAUCAAUGACACUACCGGCGCCAUGAUUGCUUCAGCAUAUAACGACCCUGACACUAUCGUGGGCGCAAUCUUCGGCACAGGCUGUAAUGCUGCCUACAUGGAGAACGUGGGCUCGAUCCGGAAGAUGAAGAUUGAUCUGCCGCCAGACACGCCGAUGGCGAUCAAUUGUGAGUAUGGUGCUUUCGACAAUGCACACCGUGUGUUGCCUCGGACAAAGUAUGACGUAGCCAUCGACGAAGAGAGUCCAAAGCCGGGUGAGCAGUCCUUCGAGAAGUUGAGCGCUGGACUGUAUCUAGGCGAGAUAUUCCGGCAGAUCCUACUGGAUUUAUAUGAACGACAAGUGGUGUUGAAAGGCCAGGAUGCGACAAGCCUCAAGCAACCAUACGCUCUCGACACUGGGUUCCUGUCCGCACUAGAAAACGACCCGCUUCCAGGAGUGAAAGCACAGUUUGCAGAGUUAUUGAAGCUUAAGCCAACGGACGAGGAGCUGUGGCUAUGUCAUAGAUUGGCGGAGAUCAUCGCCAUUAGAGGGGCAAGACUGUGUACGUGUGGUAUUUCCGCUAUCUGCCGCAUGAAAGGUAUUAAGUCCGGUCAUGUUGCCGCGGACGGCAGUGUGGCGAACAAGCAUCCUACAUUCAAGCAGCGGUGGGCGCAGGCAAUGGGCGAAGUGCUCGAUUGGCCGCAGGACCGCAAAGAAGACCCCAUUACCAUCACGAGCGCCGAAGACGGAAGCGGUAUUGGUGCGGCGGUGAUUGCGGCGAUGACGGAAGAGAGGGCAAGGCAAGGGAAUAUGGUGGGCAUACGACAGCAGAAGUAAUAGUCGGCUAGUCGAAUGGACCACGGACGGCAGAUUGCCAACCAUUUU